This is a messenger RNA of Cornus florida, 2466 nucleotides long. RefSeq lists its product as uncharacterized. The coding region runs from base 1 to 2466 and encodes 821 amino acids. Lineage: Eukaryota; Viridiplantae; Streptophyta; Magnoliopsida; Cornales; Cornaceae. Gene Ontology annotation, molecular function: aspartic-type endopeptidase activity. The transcript is spliced from 2 exons. Gene Ontology annotation, biological process: proteolysis. The record is from RefSeq and is a predicted model, not a curated record.
AUGACGGAGCUAUCAGACGUGACUGGCACCCUAGAGGAGGAUCUACGUGGAAGGGAAACAAAUCCCCCUCCAAUCGGAGUGAGGACGAGGGCUAGGUCAAAGGACAUCAUGGCUGGCUUAGAGGCAAGUGUGGCAAACAUGGAGGGGUCCAUAGCCAACGUGUUGGAGCAACUUGAGGAUGCUCACCAGCGCAUGGAUGAUGGGCUGAAGUCGAAGGACGUUGAGGUCCAGAAUGUUGUCAAAGGGUCACUUAAUGCCCUAAGUGGUGACUUUCGGCAGGAGCUCCAAGCACUUCGAGAACUUAUGUUGGGGGAGUUUGCCACCCUACGUGGCUAUGUUGAUCAGGAGCUUGGCACUUUCCGCGAGCAAAUGGAGGAAAUGCGAGCGGACUGGACAUUGUGCAAACGGGCGGUGGCGUCCUGCACAGCUACUACGGGGGUAGUAGCACCCCCGGUUGAUAUUCCCAAGCCUAAGUGCUAUGGUGGAAACCGGGUAGCGAGGGAGUUGGAGAACUUCCUCUUCAGCAUGGAACAAUACUUUAAGGCUGCGGGCAUGACCGAAGAGACCAUCAAGAUACGCACGGCGACCCACUACCUCACUGAUCAUGCCAUGUUAUGGUGGAGGAAAAAGUAUGGUGACAUGGGCAAAGGUACGAUCUCUAUUGAUACUUGGGCUGAUUUCACUAGGGAAAUUAAGAAGCAUUUCUAUCUUGAGAAUGCCGAGGAUGAAGCCAGGGGUAGGCUCCGAAGGCUAAAACAGGUUGGGUCGAUUUGGGACUAUGUGAAAGAAUUCACUAACUUAACUCUUGAGAUCCCGAAUCUAUCCGACAAUGACUCUUUUUUCUUCUUCGUGGAUGGCUUGCAGUUGUGGGCUAAGACGGAGUUGAAGCGGCGCAACGUGCAAGACUUUGCCACAACUAUUGCAGAGGCGGAGUCCUUUAUUGAUUUCAGCUCCAAGAAGGAACCCUCGUCCAAGCCAAAAGAUAAAGACAAGGACAAGGGGAGGUAUGCCGGCAAAGGUGGGGGAGACAAGGUCGCUGCACCCCACAAGGAUUGGUCCCGUAAGCCAGGUGGUGGCCAUGGUGGUAAAGAGGUAAGGGAGAACAAGGAAGGAGCACCCAAGCCUAAGGGUUCUUGCUUCAUAUGUGAUGGGCCAUAUUGGGUGAAAGAUUGCCCUAAGAGGAAAACCCUCAAUGCCAUGACAAACCACUAUGAGGAGCAACAACAGCAACAUGAGGCGCAGAUGGGUUCACUGCAAAUCCUUAAUGCCAUCAAGGCUAAAACUGAAGUCACUAAGGCGGCGGUUAAGGGGCUAAUGUUCGUGGAGGCAAGCAUCAAUGGGACACCCACACGUGCUUUGGUGGACACGGGUGCAUCCCACAACUUUGUGAGCCUUGACGAGGCCAAGAGGUUGGGCCUCAAGUAUAGCAAAGAAGGGGGCUCCAUGAAGGCAAUUAACUCAGCGGCGAAGGCUAUACAUGGCAUGGCACAUGGCGUCAGAGCAUGCAUUGGCCAGUGGGUUGGCCACAUAGACCUAUCGGUUGUACCCAUGGACGACUUCAAACUAGUCAUUGGGUUAGAGUUCUUAAACAAGGUGAGAGCCUUCCCCAUUCCUUUCGCUAACACUAUGUGUAUUAUGGAAGGAAACACAGCAUGCAUGGUGCCGGUGAAGAGACGGGCCAAAUUAGAAGCCCAACCUUUGUCAGCUAUGCAGUUCAAGAAGGGCUUCAAGAAGGGAGAGACUAGCUACCUUGCCACGUUAUUGGAGACACCCGAUGAUGAGCUAGUCCCUUCCCCGCAAGAAGAGGUGCCUAAGGAGAUACGAGCCGUGCUAGACGAGUACAUGGACGUGAUGCCUAAGGAGCUGCCUAAGAAGCUUCCACCUAGGAGGGAGGUGGAUCAUAAGAUCGAGCUGGAACCGAGUUCCAAACCCCCUGCUUUGGUGCCUUACCGGAUAGCACCCCCAGAGUUGGAGGAGUUGCGGAAGCAACUCAAUGAGCUGUUAGAUACGGGCUACAUUCGACCCUCGAAGGCCCCAUAUGGCGUACCAGUGUUGUUCCAGAGGAAGAAGGACGGGUCCUUACGCAUGUGCAUCGACUACCGGGCGCUCAACAAGGUGACUAUCAAAAACAAGUACCCCAUUCCUCUCAUUGCCGAUCUUUUUUAUCAGCUUGGUGGAGCACGCUACGUCACUAAGCUAGACUUGUGCUCGGGGUACUACCAGGUACGGAUAGCGGACGGGGAUGAGCCUAAAACUACAUGUGUGACGAGGUAUGGCUCUUAUGAGUUCCUUGUUAUGCCAUUUGGUCUCACCAAUGCACUUGCUACUUUCUGUACUUUGAUGAACAAGCUCUUUCAUCCCUACUUGGAUCGCUUUGUGGUGGUGUACUUGAAUGAUAUUGUUGUGCAUAGCAUCACUCUAGAGGAGCACGUGCAGCACUUGAGGGCGGUCUUCCAAGUCCUAUAG